UCGUUCACCUGAUCAAUCAUCAUUCUAAAUUGUCUUUAUUCUAUUACACAUAUUUGAAGUCUCUUCUUCUCUUGGUUUUUUAGAAAUUCGUAUUUGGUGUGUUCUCUUCAAGUGAAUCUUGUUCUUUUCUCUAUCCAAAUUACAUCAUCAUCAUCGUUUUUUUUUUUCGGUUUUUCUCUUUUUCUCUUUUUCUCUUUCUCUCUCUCUCUCUCUCUCUCUCUCUCUCUCUCUCUCUCUCUUCUUUGUUCUAAAAAGUGUGAGCCAUUUUUUUCUUAAGUGAAAAUGAACUCUGCUAAAGUAGAAAAGUUGGAAGACUUGAAAGCUGUCCUAAAAUCAAUCAUCAUACCUUACAAGGAUGGUGCUGGAAUUCAUCAAAUCCAAAGGGAUUAUCAUGAACUUGAAGGUCGUUCUUUGCCAUACAAUGAGUUCGGUUAUAGCAGCCCAAGGGAAUUUUUGGCUUCCAUGUCUGAUAUUCUUAUGUCGGGAUCAAAUAGACUCGGUGAAACUGUUUACAUGGCCAAAUUCGGGAAAGAGACACUUCAUAUUCAAUCGAUGGUUAUGGGACAGAAAACUGUGACCAAGAAGAGGAGAAAAAGGCCCAUUCAUUCAGGUUAUUCUGCCUAUUCUAAUCUUACUGCUGGAAGAUACAACAACUUUAGACCAACUGCUACAUGGGGCUCAGGUUGGGGUGUUAGUAAGCCCAUCAAUAGGUCACAUUAUGGAGGACCUUCAGUUUCCAGAAAUCGUUCAAUUGUUCCAGCCGGUUUUGGUGAUCCCAGACCGUCAUCAAGUUUUGUUUAUAAUAAUUCUUCAAAUUAUAAACCACCUACACAACCUGUUACCAACAAAUUACCAACCCAAUAUAAUCCUUCAACUAAGUCAAAAUUGCCAUUACAGACAAUUAAUGUGAAUAAUCAACAGAAAGUUGGACUAACAAGUGACCGACCUCUACCAGGACCUAGUAACAAAUCCAGAGCAUCUCCCGCUUUCCUAUCAGCUAAUGAUAUAAAAAACAUUAAAGAUUUAUUGAGAAAUCAUGGGACUAACGGUAUCAGCCAUGGAUUAUUUCAGAUGCUCUACCAGAAAAAACAUGGAAUACCUUUGGACGUUAAAUCUCGAGGCUUUGUUGACCUUUGUCAAGCUUUUCAAAGCAUAUCACAUAUUUGCAAGAAUGAAUUACACCCUUCUAAUAAGUAUUAUCUGGUAAAAUUGGUAGAUGAACCUGUCGUCGUACCAAAGGUGGAACAACAUAUCAAUGGAACAUCUAAAUCACCAAAAGGUUCACCGAAACGAUCUCCAAGAAAUUCACCAAAGAAAACGCCUGUGGGGGCUUCUCAAAGUAAUGGCCGAUUAGAUCCUGUCGCGAAUGAGAGUAAACCCCACAGAAAAGUAGUUAGCUCGAGUGAUAAUCCCUUUGAAAUGCGAAUUGAAGUACAAAAUGGUGUUGAUGAUAGUGAAGCGCUUGAAAAUUUUCCCAACACCGCAAUUUCAUAUUUUAAGAGUAUUUUAGAGAAAUACCCUUACGGUAUUUCUGCUGCAAAUUUCUUAGCAGAAUAUGAAAUACUUUGUGGAGCACCUUUGGAGCCCAACAUUUGGGGUUAUUACUCUCCCAUGGAAAUUUUUUAUGGUCUCCCUUCAUUGUUUUUUGUUGAUCCAGCAGAUGCGAGAAGUGGACAGGAUAAUGACCAAGAUGCUAUAAUUUACGACGCCAAAGCAGUUCCUCCUGAAGUUCACGCAAGAGUAACUGAAUAUCAUGUUAAAAAUUCUGAGCCUUUACCGACUGAUACACAAGUACGAUGGUCUUUCAAAUUAAAAAUAAUGGCACUACUGAUGAAAGCUACUGAAGGAAUAUCAGUUGAUAACUUUUCUACUGAUUAUUACUUAAAUUUCAAAGAGAGUCUUGACCCUUGUCUCUACAACUUCAAAGAUUAUCAAGAUAUGUUUGAAAAUCUAUCUAAAGAACUGCCCAUUGAAAUGUCCAAAAAUUACGCUGGCGAUGAUUUGACAGUUUCAUUAACUCCUGAUUGGCAAACCCAAUGGAUCGAAAUCUGUGUAUCCAAUAAUCAGUAUGAUGCAUUAAAGCAAAUGGUUCCUAUUGAUGAUGUUGUACUUCCUGGAGAUAUAAUUAAUGACGUUAACGUUGAUGAAGCUACAGUUGAUACAGAAGUUUGGCAUCCCAUUAUUCUUACAUCUGUUGUCAAUCCAAAUUGUAUUUUCGUCAACUUACUUGGUAAAUACUAUUCAGAAGCUCUCGAUUGUAUAAUGAAUAAACUUGGAGUUUAUGAAUCUUCAUAUUGUGUUGGCUAUGAAGUGCCUUCAUAUUGUCUACGAGAAAAUUUCUUCUGCGUAGCCCCAUUCGAUGUCGAUAACUGUUGGCAUCGUGUAAAAAUCGUUAAAGUUGAACCUGAUCGCAAGAAAGUGAAAGUAGCUUUCAUCGAUUAUGGCGGAGAACAAUUGAUCGAAGCCAAGAAAUUAAGGCUCAUGAAAAAAGAAUUCGGUCAUCUUCCAGCCCAAGCCAUUCGUCUUUCACUCAGAGGAAUUCGUCCAAAAACUGAUAGGUGGCCUUCUAACGCUAAAAAUGAAGUGCUCGCCUUCAUGAACAGAGCAAUGAACCAGAAUGAGAACAUUCUUUGUCGCCUUCACACUCGUCAAUCGCCAAAUCUCAAAGAGACAGUUAGAUUCGAAGCCGAAAUUUGUGCCAAAAUUCCCAUUGGAUAUAUUUUCCUACACAAACAAUUAAUCGAAAGUGGACUUGCGGUAAUCGAUGACAUUUCAACCAUUCGAAAUAAAAACGAAGUCACGAUUCCAAACAAUGAUGUCCACCGACCUGUUCGAAGACAAACAAGAAUCGCAGCGAAGAAGAUGAUUGCCACUCUCAAGAAUCUUCAAACUCAAAACGGAAAAGUCCAAUCAAAUGAGCUCUCAUGUGAUACUCAAAGUGAACACUCAAGCCAAAUGAAUGGUGAUACUCCACAUACCAAUGGAUCUGUUGAUCAUUCCAAUAAUUCCGAGGCCAGUAAUCUCGAAGACAAAUUAAACAAACUAAAUCUCUAAAGACUUGAGCAAUAUUAAUCAAAACAAUUAUUCCCAAUAUAUUUCAAGACUUUAUAUGUAAUUCAUUUACUAUCGUUUUUUGUUUCCCACCUUAAAAAUAUUAAUUUUCUUGUUUAACAAUAUUUACAUUAUAUUCAAUAAUUUGGACAAUUUUCUAAUUUGACACAAGACAAUUGUUUAUCCCUUCGACAAUUAAUAUAUUCCCUAGUCCUCAAUGCUAAUUAAUAAAUUAUCUAAAUCUCGAUCUAGUGGAAAAUAGCAAAACAAACAAUAACAAAUUAACCACCGAAGUGAUUAAAAGAGUUAAAUUGUUAAACUCAAAUGAUUCACUAAUCUUGUGUAAUAAGAAGGAGAUUUGAUGACUCAUAAUAUCCUAAUUGUGAUCGAAAUAAACUUUUCAUUUUGUUUGAACUUAA
Molecule: messenger RNA, 3470 nt
Organism: Panonychus citri (citrus red mite)
Lineage: Eukaryota; Metazoa; Arthropoda; Arachnida; Trombidiformes; Tetranychidae
Exons: 2
Coding region: 283-3054 (923 amino acids)
Source: RefSeq, a predicted model, not a curated record